This is a messenger RNA of Caenorhabditis remanei, 492 nucleotides long. RefSeq lists its product as uncharacterized. The record is from RefSeq and is a predicted model, not a curated record. NCBI's taxonomy places the organism in Eukaryota, Metazoa, Nematoda, Chromadorea, Rhabditida, Rhabditidae. The coding region runs from base 1 to 492 and encodes 163 amino acids. The transcript is spliced from 4 exons.
AUGUCGAAAUGGUCGAAAUGGGAGAUAACCGAAGAGAAAACUGACAGGAUUGCGACUCGAGAAGAUAUGGCAGAGUACGUGGAGAUUCAGGAAAAAGAAAUGGAAGAGGUUUUUGACAAAUUUUAUUUCGAUCGAAUGAUGGGACACAUCAAUGAGGUUAAAAAGUCGUGGAGUGAUUUGGACAGAGAUCAACGUUUGAAAUAUUUCGAAUCUAUCAAAAUUGACGUGGAAAACAUUCUGGAAGAACAUCCGAAAUUCACGACCAGCGAUUAUCAGGCUAUGAGCCACUUGGAAUUGUGGGUCCGAUGGCGUCAUAAUAAUAGGGUGAAAAUCAAGAUGCUGGGAUCAGAUGAGGAAGAGUCGGAGGCUGAGCCAAACGAGGCACCUAAUUGGUCAAUUAAGUGCCACGAGUUUUUCAGGAACUGUAAAACUUUUGUGAAAUCAAUUCCAUCGAAAAUUGUGAAGAAUUCAAAAAAACACUCAAAAAACUGA